AGGUUUUUGUUUUUCAUUUAUUGUAGAGGAAACUUCGAAAAGCAUCAUCAUGCUGCUGCUGUACCUAGGAAUUGCGUUUAUCGUAGGAGCCAGUGUUAAGGCCCAAGGCCGGAGAGACUGUGUCAUCAUUUUAGACCAGGACACGUGUCGCCAGGGAUAUCGAUGUGUUCGGGGACAGUGCAGACCCGAUAUAGGUCAGCCGAAUGAAUGCUCAAUGACGAGGCCUUGCAGACCUAAUUACAGAUGUAUUCAGGGCUUUUGUGUUCCAGAUGCAACCAGCGGAUGCCUUGGCUGCCAAUUUCAAGAAAACGUCAUUUGUGAAAAUGAUCGUUGUGUAAGGAGUCCGGGAGCAUCGUGUGGACCGUUGUACGAACCUUGUUCAAGAGGCUAUUCAUGUCAAGUCGGAGUCUGCACAUCCACUAGUUCACCAAGAUGCAGACGAGAUAGAGAUUGUACAAGUAUUGAACAUUGCCGGCAGGGAGUGUGUGUUCCCAGAGGUGGAGAUACAUGCAUGAAUAAUCGCGACUGUACCUUUAAUGAGGAGUGUCGACGUGGAAGAUGCGUGCCUAGAAUAAACACUCCAGAAUGUCGACGAGAUACUGAUUGCCCUUAUGGCAGGUGUCAACGAGGAACAUGUGUAGGUUCACCCACAAACACAUGUGAUCCCUACCGUGGAAUACGUUGCAGCAGAGGAUACAGAUGUGUGAAUAGGCAGUGCCUCCCAAAUGAUGAAUUUGAAUGCGGACCACAGAGACCCUGUCAAUCCGGAUACCGAUGUCGUAUGGGACUGUGUGUGAGAGAUGUAAAUCCACAACCUACUUGCCGAACCAAUAGAGAGUGCCCACCCUACCAACGGUGUGUUCGGGGAAAUUGUAUCCAAAGAGCUGGAUAGACAAAACGUCGGUCUUCUUAAUAGAAAGAAACUCAAGAAAGAAAGACAGCAAACAUCGAUAAUGACUCCACGAAAGGGAUUUUAAUUUUGUUUUUAUAUUGAUCACUUUGUAAUUUUAUAAGAUCUAAUGUAAAUACAUGCAAAGGGAAAUAAUGAAACAAAUUUUGAUAUCAUUUUGAGUUUAUCCAUGUUUUUUGGGUUGAAUUACACUAACAAAAUUGGCACAGCAACUACCAUUA
Molecule: messenger RNA, 1131 nt
Organism: Magallana angulata
Lineage: Eukaryota; Metazoa; Mollusca; Bivalvia; Ostreida; Ostreidae
Product: prion-like-(Q/N-rich) domain-bearing protein 25
Exons: 21
Coding region: 50-892 (280 amino acids)
Source: RefSeq, a predicted model, not a curated record